AUGAAGCGACUGCUGCUGCUGCUGGGAGUGACGGUCUACUGUGUGAUUGUGUGUGUCACCGCCGAGUCACAACCGGACCAGCGGGGAGCGAAAUCGAUCCCGGAGAAAGACGGGGUUUUACAGCUGAGGAAGGGGAACUUCAACAGGGCUCUAAAAACACACAAGCAGCUACUUGUGCACUUUUAUGCACCUCUAUCUGGAGAUGGCCUACGAAUUUCAACAGCUUUCCAAGGUGCCGCUGCAGAGCUCCAGGGGUCAGAGGUUACGCUGGGCGAGGUGGACGUCUCUAAGGAAAAGGACCUGGCGAAAGAGCUCAACGCCACUGGCCCACCCGUACUCAGACUCUACCUUUCUGGGGACAAACGCAAGCCGGUGCCCUGCCCUGCCCCGCAGGACACGGCCUCCAUUUUGACCUGGCUGAGGAGGAGGGCGGGGUCUGCUGCCGACCUCGUCACCGACAUCAGCCAAUCAGAGGACUCGGAGGAACUGCUAGUGGUUGGGCUCGUGGAGGACCUGGACCACGACUACGUGAAGGUGAUCCACGCGGCGGCGGUUGACCUCCCCGACGUAAGCUUCGCCGUGACCAAGAGCGAGGAACUCGUCACCAAAUAUGGCAUCGCAUACGAUUCGGUGCUGCUGCUCAAACAGUCUAAGCUCCUCCAGGCAUAUAAAAUGAUGCCCCAGACAUCUAAAAAGGAACUGAUCAUCUUUAUCACUGUCUACCAGAUGGAGCCAGUCACUGAGUAUAAUGGACAGACCGCCACUCAAAUCUUAGCAUCGCCCGUGUUGAACCACGCCAUCCUGUUUGUCAACAAAAACUCUGAGGACUAUAAAGACAUCCACUCUGCCUUCCACACUGCCGCCAAAGCCUUCAGAUUAAAGAUACUAUUUGUACUGGUGAAUGUGGACGAGCCUCGUAAUGGUAGGAUGCUUGAAUACUUCAGAGUUCGUGACGGUGAGGGUCCUCUCAUCCGAAUAGUCAACAUGACAGACCAUGUGACCUACCACCUCCCCUCUGACUCGCUUGACUCCAAAACCAUUAAAGAGUUCUGUCAAACCUACCUGGAUGGCAAGGCUAAGCCUAAGAUGCAGAGUGAGCCCAUUCCCGAGGGCUGGGACAAACAGCCGGUAAAGGAGCUGGUGGGAAUGAACCUGGAGAAAGUCGCUUUCAACCCUGACAAGACUGUUUUUGUUUUAUUUUACCUCCACUACAGUCAAGAGUCUCGCGCUCUGUUCCCGCUGUGGGAGGAGCUAGCCACGGCCUUGCAGCACCGAGAGGGAGUGGUUGUGGCUCGCAUCGACGCCUCAGCCAAUGACAUCAACCUGUCCAUGCAGGGCUCUUACCCAUCACUACGCCUUUUUCCUGCACUUUAUGCUGAGAGGGUGGUGGAAUACACAGGGAAGCGAACAGUGAAGGACCUGGUCAAGUUCGUAGAUAAAGAGAUGAAGAAAGCCAAAAAAGACCGAGUGAAGGAGGAUGAAGACAGAAGGAAGUACAUUGAGACCAUAAAAGCUGAAGAGGCAAAAAAAGCAAACAAAACCAAAGAUGAGCUCUAAAAUAAGUGAAGAGAGGGAGACAGCUUAGGGCCACAGUUGGAUUUUCCUAUUGAAUGUGGGUGAGGUAAAAGAAAUCCCCAAAAAUGAAUGAGUCAGAAACGCUGGCCCAAAGUCGUCUUUUUUUCCAGGAAUGUAAAAACUAGACUGGUGCUGACGUUGUAUUAUGAGUGCAUGUGUGU
This is a messenger RNA of Lampris incognitus (smalleye Pacific opah), 1736 nucleotides long. RefSeq lists its product as uncharacterized. The transcript is spliced from 11 exons. Gene Ontology annotation, cellular component: endoplasmic reticulum. The record is from RefSeq and is a predicted model, not a curated record. Gene Ontology annotation, biological process: response to endoplasmic reticulum stress; protein folding. Lineage: Eukaryota; Metazoa; Chordata; Actinopteri; Lampriformes; Lampridae. The coding region runs from base 1 to 1557 and encodes 518 amino acids.